This is a messenger RNA of Saccharomyces mikatae IFO 1815, 2745 nucleotides long. RefSeq names its product translation initiation factor eIF4G. Gene Ontology annotation, molecular function: translation initiation factor activity; mRNA binding; protein binding. Bases 1 to 2745 code for a protein of 914 amino acids. Gene Ontology annotation, cellular component: eukaryotic translation initiation factor 4F complex. The transcript has a single exon. NCBI's taxonomy places the organism in Eukaryota, Fungi, Ascomycota, Saccharomycetes, Saccharomycetales, Saccharomycetaceae. The record is from RefSeq and is a predicted model, not a curated record.
AUGACUGACCAAACAGGCCCACCGUCUCCACACCCGCAGCAAACCAAUGGCUACAAGAAGUUUUCUUCUUAUGAUAGUGAAUACUCUGGAUCCAACAACAGUCAGCAAAAUAAUCAAUAUAAUGAAAAGCUUUACGGGGCGAAAGAACCCCACAAUAACAAACAAUACCAAACGAAAAGUGGCAGAUAUGGAUCAAAUAAAUACAAUAGUCGUAAUAACAGUCAAGGGAACACUCAAUAUUACAACAGAUACAAUAAUACUUACAGACUGAAUAACAAUGAGUACAAUGCGGCAAUGAUGCCAAAUAUGCAAUGGCCGGCUAACUACUAUGCUCCUCAGAUGUAUUAUAUACCUCAACAAAUGGUUCCAGUUGCUUCUCCACCUUACACACAUCAGCCACUCAACACUAAACCAGAACCCCCUUCUCUACCUAAAAGUACGAAGAUAGAAAUAACAACGAAGACUGGUGAACCCUUGAAUCUGAAGAAAUUCCACGCAGAAAAAAAAGCUUCAAAAAAUGAAGAGAGUAAUGGUGAUAUAGAACAGAAAUCCAAGUCAGGAACUCCUUUUGAAAAGGAGUUAACUCCUAUCAUGGCUGCUAAAGAAGUAGUUAAAGAUACAUUAACCGAUGCAACUAAUGAAAAAUCUACUUCUGAGGCUGAGAAUACAAAAAGAUUAUUUUUGGAGCAAGUAAGAUUGCGUAAAGCGGCCAUGGAAAGAAAAAAGAAUGGUUUAAUAUCAGAAAAUGACACAGAGCGGGAAGAUCAGAAGCAUACCAAUGCUGAAACAACUAAAGUUAACACAUCUAUUGGACUUGAAGCUGACAAGGAACUACCAAAAACAAUUGGAGAAGCUAGUGUUUCUAUCAUUGAUGAAAAGCCAGGUGUCAGUGACGUUAUUCCUCCACAAAAUGCAGUUGGAAGUAUAACCAAAUCUGUGACAUUUAACGAGCCAGAGAAUGAGACUAGUUCUCAAGAUUCUAAUGAAAUUGUCGAGGAUGGUACUAAUGUCAUUCCUGAUGUAAAUGACAGCAAAACCAUAACUGAAGGUAGCGAUGUCACAGCGAAUCCUGAAUUUAUCACAAAAGAAAAUGUAGUGAAAGAAAUAGUUCCUUCCACACCCUCUGUGGACUUACCUACUGUUUCUCAACUACUUGAAACUUUGGUAAAGGCACAACCAAUUUCUGAUAUAUACAAUUUUGACUAUCCAGCCGAUGUCGAAAGACCUGAUGCUAAAUAUAGGAAAUCAAACGUUAAAUACACAUAUGGCCCUACUUUCUUAUUACAGUUCAAAGACAGAUUAAAAUUUAGACCCGAUCCCGCCUGGGUUGAGGCUGUUUCUUCGAAAAUUGUCAUACCUCCUCAUGUAUCCAGAAACAGACCAAAAGAUAGUGGUAGAUUUGGAGGUGAUUUCAGAAGUCCAUCUAUGCGUGGUUUGGAUCAUGCUUCUAGCUCGAGGGUCUCAUCAAAAAGAAGAUCGAAGAGGAUGGGGGACGAUAGAAGAUCUAAUAGAGGAUACACUUCUAGAAAGGAUCGUGAAAAGGCAGCAGAAAAGUUAGAAGAGCGAACUCCGAAAGAGGACGUCGCCCCAUUGGUACCAAGUGCUAAUAGAUGGAUUCCUAAGUCGAGGGUUAAGAAAACUGAAAAGAAAUUGGCUCCUGAUGGUAAGACAGAGUUGUUAGAUAAGGAAGAGGUGGAACGAAAGAUGAAGUCUCUCUUGAACAAGUUGACCUUAGAAAUGUUUGAUUCAAUUUCUUCUGAAAUUUUGGAUAUAGCAAACCAGUCAAAAUGGGAAGAUGGUGGCGAAACACUAAAAAUAGUUAUUGAACAAAUUUUCCACAAAGCGUGUGACGAGCCUCAUUGGUCUUCAAUGUAUGCCCAGUUAUGUGGUAAAGUAGUCAAAGACCUUGACCCAGGCAUUAAAGAUAAAGAAAACGAAGGAAAGAAUGGACCCAAGCUUGUAUUGCAUUACCUAGUGGCAAGAUGUCACGAAGAAUUUGAAAAGGGUUGGGCAGAUAAGUUACCUGCGGGAGAAGAUGGUAAUCCACUAGAACCAGAAAUGAUGUCUGAUGAGUAUUAUAUUGCAGCAGCUGCGAAGAGAAGAGGGUUAGGUCUAGUUCGUUUCAUAGGGUACUUAUAUUGUUUGAAUUUGUUAACUGGAAAGAUGAUGUUUGAGUGUUUCCGAAGAUUAAUGAAGGACUUAAACAAUGAUCCUUCGGAAGAGACUUUAGAAUCCGUCGUAGAAUUACUAACCACUGUCGGUGAACAAUUUGAACAUGAUAAAUUUGUUACGCCUCAGGCAACUCUUGAAGGUUCGGUACUGCUCGACAACUUAUUUUUAUUGCUACAACACAUCAUUGAUGGAGGAAGCAUAUCAAAUAGAAUAAAGUUUAAGUUAAUCGAUGUGAAGGAAUUGAGGGAGAUUAAACAUUGGAAUAACGCCAAGAAGGACGCUGGACCAAAGACAAUUCAACAAAUUCAUCAAGAAGAAGAACAAUUGCGCCAACAAAAGAACAGUCAAAGAUCGAAUUCGAGAUACAACAACAACCACAAUCAAUCUAACAGCAACAGAUAUUCUUCGAACAGAAGGAACAUGCAAAAUACCCCAAGAGAUAGUUUUGCUUCUACUAAAACAAGUUCCUUUAGAAACAACCAACGAAACGUUCGUAAAGCGGAAGAGGUUCCUCAAGCUCCAAGAGCCAAUAUGUUUGACGCAUUAAUGAAUAACGAUGGAGACAGUGAUUAA